Lynx canadensis (Canada lynx) is the source of this 4194-nucleotide messenger RNA. RefSeq names its product zinc finger protein 148 (gene ZNF148). The coding region runs from base 482 to 2866 and encodes 794 amino acids. Gene Ontology annotation, biological process: regulation of transcription by RNA polymerase II. Gene Ontology annotation, molecular function: RNA polymerase II cis-regulatory region sequence-specific DNA binding; DNA-binding transcription factor activity, RNA polymerase II-specific. The record is from RefSeq and is a predicted model, not a curated record. Lineage: Eukaryota; Metazoa; Chordata; Mammalia; Carnivora; Felidae. The transcript is spliced from 9 exons.
GACCGCGGCGGCGCUCUAGCCGCGGCAUGUCUGCGUCUCGACUGCUCUGGGAGGAGGAAGAGAAGGAGGAAGAGGAGGAGGAGGAGGGGGAGGAAGAGGAGAAAGGCGCAGGGGUGGGAGCUGUUGCUGAAGCUGCCACAGCAAAAGUUCUCUCCCCUCCCCCCUUCCCCUUCUCUCAAGGCCUCUAGGAGGGUUGGAGCUGCCGCCGCCUGCAGUCGGUGACCGCGCGAUUCGGCGCCCGCCCGCGGAUAGAGGGGAGGAAUCGGGAGCUUGGAAAUUCAGCCAAGUGAUCUGGUGGGAUGGGCAUUUGCCUGACAUACUAUAUAGAGGACUUGGAUGGCAUAAGUGAUUAAGGUGGUGUGGAGGGUAUUUGAAGCUUACGAAAGGUAGAAACUCAACCAUGAUUUCUUUUUCAACUCUACAGCAUUCCCUUCCUUGAAGUCUUCAUUUUUAUCUUAGUCUCAGGCAGUUAUACUUAAGCAUGAACAUUGACGACAAACUGGAAGGAUUAUUUCUUAAAUGUGGCGGCAUAGACGAAAUGCAGUCUUCCAGGGCAAUGGUUGUAAUGGGUGGAGUGUCUGGCCAGUCUACCGUGUCUGGGGAACUGCAGGAGUCGGUACUUCAAGAUCGGAGUAUGCCUCACCAGGAGAUCCUUGCUGCAGAUGAAGUGUUACAAGAAAGCGAAAUGAGACAACAGGAUAUGAUAUCACAUGAUGAACUCAUGGUCCAUGAGGAGACAGUGAAAAAUGAUGAAGAGCAGAUGGAAACACAUGAAAGACUUCCUCAAGGACUACAGUAUGCACUUAAUGUCCCUAUAAGUGUAAAGCAGGAAAUUACUUUUACUGAUGUGUCUGAGCAACUGAUGAGAGACAAAAAGCAAAUCAGAGAGCCAGUAGACUUACAGAAAAAGAAGAAACGGAAACAACGUUCUCCUGCAAAAAUCCUUACAAUAAAUGAGGAUGGAUCACUUGGUUUGAAAACCCCUAAAUCUCACGUUUGUGAGCACUGCAAUGCUGCCUUUAGAACGAACUAUCACUUACAGAGACAUGUGUUCAUUCAUACAGGUGAAAAACCAUUUCAAUGUAGUCAAUGUGACAUGCGUUUCAUACAGAAGUACCUGCUACAGAGACAUGAGAAGAUUCAUACUGGUGAAAAACCAUUUCGCUGUGAUGAAUGUGGUAUGAGAUUCAUACAAAAGUAUCACAUGGAAAGGCAUAAGAGAACUCAUAGUGGAGAAAAACCUUACCAGUGUGAAUACUGUUUACAGUAUUUUUCCAGAACAGAUCGUGUAUUGAAACAUAAACGUAUGUGCCAUGAAAAUCAUGACAAAAAGCUAAACAGAUGUGCCAUCAAAGGUGGCCUUCUGACAUCUGAGGAAGAUUCUGGCUUUUCUACAUCACCAAAAGAUAACUCACUGCCAAAAAAGAAAAGGCAGAAGACUGAGAAAAAAUCAUCUGGGAUGGACAAAGAAAGUGCUUUGGACAAAUCUGACCUGAAGAAAGACAAAAAUGAUUACCUGCCCCUUUAUUCUUCAAGUACUAAAGUAAAAGAUGAGUAUAUGGUAGCAGAGUAUGCUGUUGAAAUGCCACAUUCUUCAGUUGGGGGAUCGCAUUUAGAAGAUGCAUCAGGAGAAAUACAUCCACCUAAGUUGGUUCUCAAAAAAAUUAAUAGUAAGAGAAGUCUGAAGCAGCCAUUGGAGCAGAAUCAAACAAUUUCUCCCUUAUCCACAUAUGAAGAGAGCAAAGUUUCAAAGUAUGCUUUUGAACUUGUGGAUAAACAAGCUUUACUGGACUCAGAGGGCAAUGCUGAUAUUGAUCAGGUCGAUAAUUUGCAGGAGGGGCCCAGUAAACCUGUGCACAGUAGUACUAAUUAUGAUGAUGCCAUGCAGUUUUUGAAGAAGAAACGAUACCUUCAAGCAGCCAGUAACAAUAGUAGGGAGUAUGCGCUGAAUGUGGGCACCAUAGCUUCUCAGCCUUCUGUAACACAAGCAGCUGUGGCAAGUGUCAUUGAUGAAAGUACUACGGCAUCCAUAUUAGAUUCACAGGCACUGAAUGUGGAGAUUAAGAGUAACCAUGACAAAAAUGUUAUUCCAGAUGAGGUACUGCAGACUCUCUUGGAUCAUUACUCUCAUAAAGCUAAUGGACAGCAUGAGAUAUCAUUCAGUGUUGCAGACACUGAGGUGACUUCUAGCAUAUCAAUAAAUUCUUCAGAAGUACCUGAGGUCACCCAGGCAGAGAAUGUUGGAUCAAGCUCCCAAGCAUCCUCAUCAGAUAAAGCCAACAUGUUGCAGGAAUACUCAAAGUUUCUGCAGCAGGCUUUGGACAGAACUAGCCAAAAUGAUGCCUAUUUGAAUAGCCCGAGCCUUAACUUUGUGACUGAUAACCAGACCCUUCCAAAUCAGCCAGCAUUCUCUUCCAUAGACAAGCAAGUCUAUGCAGCCAUGCCCAUCAAUAGCUUUCGAUCAGGAAUGAAUUCUCCACUAAGAACAACUCCAGAUAAGUCCCACUUUGGACUAAUAGUUGGUGAUUCACAGCACUCAUUUCCCUUUUCAGGUGAUGAGACAAACCAUGCUUCUGCCACAUCAACACAGGACUUUUUGGAUCAAGUGACUUCUCAGAAAAAAGCUGAGGCUCAGCCUGUCCACCAAGCUUACCAAAUGAGCUCCUUUGAACAGCCCUUCCGCGCUCCAUAUCAUGGAUCAAGAGCUGGAAUAGCUACUCAGUUUAGCACUGCCAAUGGACAGGUGAACCUUCGGGGACCAGGGACAAGUGCUGAAUUUCCAGAAUUUCCCUUGGUGAAUGUAAAUGAUAAUAGAGCUGGGAUGACAUCUUCACCUGAUGCUACAACUGGCCAGACCUUUGGCUAAAAAAAAGUGUAAAUAAUACUGGCACUUUAGAACAGAUUAAUCAAGAGUGGGGUUACUCUGUGUAAAUGGAGUGCUGUACAGAUUUAAGAGCAAUGCGUUAUAACAAGUUAAGCUGAUAUGAAUAGCAAGAUAAUCCAAUAACUGCAUUUUGUUUGGUUAGUCAGCAUUCUUUGAACUGCCUUACAUGUUGUCACCUUUAUAGAAGCAAUGCAUUACUUGUUUUAGAACAGAAACUUGCUAUUCCACCUACACCGAGUUUAAAAGGAAAAAAAAAGACUUUCGCACAAUUGUUUCCUAAUUGAUAACAUUGUACAUUCUUAGGAGAUUAGUAAUUGUGUGAAAUUUACUCAUACUGUUUCUAAGUUUUUCAGCAUAGUCAUUGCACUUCAGCAGGGAAUCUGAGUAUACUUUACAGACAGAGUGAACUUCAGAGUUUAAAUGUCAAGAGAUUAUGGCUUAAAUAAAUUAGUGUGUCCUAUAGGAGGAAAAAAAGAAACCAAGAAACCACCGUUUAAAAAGAAUGAUAUGCCAUAUACCCUUGAUUUUCAUUUUGCAUUAUAUUGACAUGUUUUUUUUUUUGAGAAAAGAAAGUAAUACAAAUCUGAUAGUCUAAGACUCCACUAUUUAAAAGCCUAAUUACUUUUAAAAUAUGCAUACUUUCAAAACUUUUACCAAAAUACGUAACUGUUGAAGCAUUCACUUCUCAAUGGAAGUAUGCAUAUUGGUGUCAGUUUCUUUGUACAGUUGUACUUAGAUAUUUUUUAUGAUUUUUCAUGUGCAGGUAUCAAGGUUUUGAAGUUUUAGUAAAAAGAUAUUCUGUAGAUUACAUUCCCAAGAACAUAAUGCUUACACAAAAUGUAUAUUCCACGUUUUAAAGCUUAAUUGUAUUUUACUUUACAUAUACACUUCAGUUAACAUAGAGCACUUAGAAUCUAUUUGGUAUUUUUGAUUUCUCAAAGUAAAAAAAAAAAUUAGAUUUUUAGGUUUGAUAUGGUUGUGUCAUAAUCAUCUCAUAAUUGACAAUUUUAAUUUUUGGCAAUAAAAGGAAAUUGGAUAUCUUUGGAACUGUAAAACCUGGUUUAAUCCUUCUCUUUCUAGAAUCUUGAUAGAUUGGAUAAUUAAACAGUAUCCAGAGAAACUAAAGAAAUGGGCAUUUUAAUUGCUUAUUUUAUCUUGAAUUACUUUUUAAUGAACACUGCUCAUUACAAUUUUACAAACCAAAAGUGUUUACUAAUUCUAGUAACUACAAUUUCUUUUUCAGCUAGAUGAGUGAUCGGAAACUUUUUGUUGCAUUUCAAAAUCUAAAUAAACUACAGACUUUAUCCUUA